This is a messenger RNA of Linnemannia hyalina, 2739 nucleotides long. NCBI's taxonomy places the organism in Eukaryota, Fungi, Mortierellomycota, Mortierellomycetes, Mortierellales, Mortierellaceae. The record is from the annotation of a GenBank genome assembly.
AUGCCACAGAACGACAGCGUAAUGGGCAUCAAGGCUAGGGUUAUCACCUCCGAGACCCAAGAGCGCUUCAAGAAUCCAACGAAGUAUGGAACAAAUCGGAUGAAGAUUGUUUGCUCGACCAGCCAACCCGACUGCAGUCAUUGGGAUGGCAAUGUUGGAUACGGCGCUGAGGAGGGCGACACUGAUGACUGCGUGUCCAAGAUGGCAGCCCUUUUUGACGACCUAGAUCGAGCGCUAGACCUCACGGAUGCCGCCGAGGUGAGGCGGAAGGUUGAGACUAUUUACGGAGCACAGCCUUCACAAACCAACUCUGGUGGAGCGGGUCCGGAAACAAUCCGUGAGCGCGCGUUCAACAAGUCUAAAUUCCCUGAGAUGGAGUAUGAGACUGCCGCCAAGAUAGUGAACGCGCUCCGACUAUUCGUCGCCAAAAGCCAGGCUGCUCCAGCAGGCGAAUCCGGCUUCCGUCACCCUUCGCGGUCCGUUAUUCUGUUGACACCCUUUGCCAUUAUCGCCAACUCGACUUUGCAGACCGCUGUCUACCACAGGUUUACUAGGAGGAUAUGUCCCAUCCCGUUAGGUACGUCAACGCACCCCUUGCUCCUCAAUGCUGCAACCAUCUACGAGGUGCUAGCUAGUCGUGGAAUGAGCCAUUUUGACGUUCUGGAGCCAGGUACCUCUGAACGAACUAUCAAGUGGGCGCAACAGGCGGGAGACAUCGCUGGGAGACAAGUAACUUUUGAAGCUAUUUUCGACAUGGAGAAGAUUGGUCGAUUCCAGAUGCACACUUACGCUGAACGUUGCACACAUUUCGCUGCUCCCCCAACCGUUGCGCUCAUAAGCAUUUGCACGAGGGAAACGAGGGAACCGAUUCUGGAGCGGACCGACUCUCAAGCCGUUCCUGUUAUUGCAGCUGCUGUCCCGGCAGCCAUGUACGUCGGAUCAAAGUUGGCGAUUCCCCGCGAUGCCAAACUGGCAAAGGGCCUCAUUAAUGCCAAGCUGGGCUACCGCACCUACGAAAAGAACGACACUAUCAACAUCGCCUACCGAUUCGAAGAGACCUGCAAGAAGCAUCCCAACCGCGAGGCCCUUGUCUUCGAAGGUAGAUCCUACACAUUCCAGGACAUUCAGCGAGAGUCCAACAGGUUCGGCAAUUGGCUUUUAUCAAAGGGUGUCAAGAGAGGAGAGAUCGUCGCGCUCUUCAUGCAGAACAAGCCUGAGUUCCUCUUUUGUUGGCUCGGAAUCAACAAAAUCGGUGCAACAGGUGCCUUCAUCAACACUAACCUCGCUGGCAAACCCCUCACCCACUCCCUUCGGACCGCUACGGCCUCGAUCUUGGUCAUGGAUGCAGAAUUGCCAAUCCCUAUCAGUAAUGUGCUUGGUGAGGUUAUCGAGAUGGGAUACAACGUCUAUUCGUAUGGGGGUCCGCAACAGCAUGACUUUGCGACUCCUAUUGACCUGUCUCUGGUCUCCGAUUCUGCCCUGCCCAGAAGUCUCAGAAAGAAGACAACUGCGAACGAUAUUGCUAUGCUGAUCUACACAUCCGGAACCACCGGCUUGCCAAAGGCUGGACGGUUCUCCCAUGCCCGUGCGAACGUUGCCGCACAUUUUUGGACUUCAUUCUACCACUUCAACGAGAACGACCGUCUUUACAUUGCCCUGCCCCUUUAUCACAGUGCAGGAGCUGUUCUCGGAAUCUGCGUUGCCUGGGUGACUGGUGCCACUGUGGUCCUCGCCCGCAAAUUCUCGACCUCAUCGUUCUGGGAUGAAUGCAGAUCCAACAAAGUCACCGUGAUCCAGUAUAUUGGUGAGAUCUGCCGCUAUCUUCUCAACGCGCCUCCAUCUCCCAUGGAUAAGACUCACACCAUCCGCAUGGCUCACGGCAACGGUAUGCGCCCUGAUGUCUGGAACCGCUUCCGGGACCGCUUUGGUAUUCCCCUAAUCGGGGAAUGGUAUGCCAGUACCGAGGGCACUGGUAUUUUGACCAACUACAACACCGGCCCCAACGGCGCUGGUGCUAUCGGAUACAGAGGAACACUUGCUCGGACAGUUGACAAAGGAUUGAAGAUUGCCCGUUUUGACAUCCAAACCGAGGAGUUGAUCCGCAACAAGAACGGUCGCUGCAUUGAGUGCGCCGCUGAUGAACCUGGUGAGCUAUUGACCAUUAUUGACUCUUCAGACCCCACUCGUGCCUUCCAGGGAUAUCACAAGAAUGCUAGUGCCAACUCCAAGAAGGUUGUGACAGAUGCAUUCAAAGUUGGUGACCAGUACUUUCGCACAGGAGAUAUUCUUCGUCGCGACGCAGAUGGCUACUUUUAUUUCGGGGACCGCGUAGGCGAUACUUUCCGCUGGAAAUCAGAGAAUGUGUCCACGGCGGAGGUGUCUGAGGUCCUUUCAACUUAUCCCGAUUGCAUUGAAGUCAACAUCUAUGGAGUCCAGAUCCCAGGUCACGAUGGUCGUGCAGGGAUGGCGGCGAUCGUCUCGAAGGGGACUAUGAACUGGGAUGACUUUGCCAAGUUUGCGCUCAAGAACCUCCCCAAAUACUCCGUCCCGAUCUUCAUCCGCAAGGUGCCUGAGAUGGAGAUUACAGGAACGUUUAAGCAGAGGAAGAUCGAGCUGGUGAACGAGGGUAUGGACCCUACGAAGAUCAAGGACGAGAUGCUUUGGCUCGACGGCCACUCCUACAAGCCCUUCAAGAGCCCCGAGCAUAGCCGUGUAGUUAGCGGUCAAGCAAAGCUGUAG